ACCGGAAGUAGUCACUGCGCGGAUACGUCACUUUACUCCAAUGCGGAAGAGGUCGUCAUCGUUAAAAGCUACUGUUGAAAGCCCGAACAUGUCGUGGAUAAGAGAGGGGGAAUUAAACCUGCUUGAGAAGAUUUCAGCCAAUAUCCUGAAGGCUGGACCCAUGCCUAAACACGUGGCCUUCAUCAUGGAUGGCAACCGCCGCUUUGCGCGUAAGAAAAACAUGGAGCGCCAAGAAGGGCACAUGCAGGGCUUCAACAAGCUGGCAGAGACAUUACGGUGGUGUAAGCACCUGAACAUCCGAGAGGUUACAGUGUACGCCUUCAGCAUCGAGAACUUCAAGCGCACUCAAAACGAAGUGGAUGGGCUGAUGGAGCUGGCCAGGCAGAAGUUUGAGAAGCUGUUGGAUGAACGGGAGAAUCUGGAGAAGCAUGGCGUGUGCAUCCGGGUGCUGGGCGACUUGAAUAUGCUGCCGCUGGACCUUCAGCAGCUUAUUGCUAAAGCUGUGGUCAGCACCAAGGCGCACAAUAAAUGUUUCCUGAAUGUGUGCUUUGCCUACACGUCGAGAUAUGAAAUCACCAAUGCGGUCAGAGAAAUGGCUUGGGGAGUGGAGCAGGGCUUGAUCAAAGCAAGUGACGUUUCUGAGCCUCUGCUCAGUGAGUGUUUGUACAGCAAUAAAUCUCCCAAUCCUGAUCUGCUCAUCCGCACUUCUGGAGAGGUGCGACUCAGCGACUUCCUUCUUUGGCAGACGUCCCACUCCUGUCUAGUGUUUCAGUCGGUUCUGUGGCCCGAGUAUUCGUUCUGGAACCUGUGUGAAGCCAUUCUCCAAUAUCAAUUAAAUCACACAUCCAUUCAGAAAGCCAGAGACCUCCAUCGAGAGCACCAGGCCUCACAGCAGCUCGAGGCGGACCGUGCCUGUGUCGCAGAGCACCUGCAGCAUCGUGGGAACGGGAAGCCCGCCGAUGCACAGAGAAGACAGGAGGCCCUGCUGCACUACACCACCCGCCGGGAAGAACGGAUUCAGGACUUCCUUGAAGCGCUGAAGCACAAGAGAGACUCUUUCAUUCAUGACUUGUGGAGCGACGCUGUCUCGGCCUAGGAAAGGCUCCGAGAAGGAUGAAACCUCCCCGGUCCUCUUCCCAAAAGGAAGAAAUGAAGAGUGAACAGUAACAGUAGCUGUGUUACUGGUUUGUACAAAACGAGAGGGCAGUUUUACCCCUAUGGGGCUGUAAAAUAAUCAAUAUUUAUGAUUGAAGAUCUAAAAAAGAAAGUCUAAUAGGUGGAAACGUCUGGUCAAGAUGUAGUUAAGUAAUUGUGUAAAUUGUCUGUCAACUGCAUGCUAUUGAUUGGAAGAUCUAAUUACAUGAAUGAAUGCCAGGGAUCCCAAAGCAGCCGUCCAGAUUAAUGUAAGUCAGAGCAGUUUUGUUGAGUGUGAACUUUGAUGACAUAACUAUAUUUUGACCAGCCUCCUUUAACAGAAUAAAGCGAUUAUUGUAUGUCCGCUACGAUUAAGUACAAUUCCGACCUUUGUUCUUGCAUACCACAUGUUAAUAGGCUGUCUUUGAACAGUUAUUGCCUCCGUCUGACUGUUAAUACGUCGGUAUGUCAAGUCUGAACUCAGUAGAGAAAUAUCACUUGAAUCUCAGAUUUCUGUUUGGUCCACGAGAUUACUGAGGUCUUUCUACAGAUCAACAGCCAGAUCAACUGAACCUCUAGUUUCUACUUGUAGCUGCUGGAGUCAGUACUGGACCUCUCCACUGAUUCACAUGGUAGAUGUACAGUUUUAAUUGAGCAAUCCAUUGCGUAUAUUAAAUCAGUCGGAUUGUAUAUAUUUGCUAUUUGGUCCGAAGCAAAUAUUUACUUCGUAGUUGUAAUGUUUUAGUACAUAUAAAGCUCGGUAAACUAUGACUCCUUCAAUUUUAUCUCCUACUUAUUUUAUUCCAUUUUCCUACGUCCAAACUGCAAAAACAUCUUCUUAAUCCACUUAGUAGAAUUAGGAGUUUUAAUGCCCUUCCAUAGGAAAUAUUAAUAUUAUCAAAACUAAUAUUUUCAGUGAGGCAAUCCUAAUGCAACUGAUGUCACUUUAAUCCAAUGGGGUAAGAAAUAUUGAGGUAUUUAACUUAAAAGUAGCAAUACCACAGUAUCAAAACAUCAAAGGAUGAUUAGCAACAAAAUGUACUUAAAAGUAUCUACAGUCAAAAGUACUACAAAGCUAAAUGGCCCCAUUUUGGGUGUUUUAUUGAUGAUUUAUGAAUAGUUAGAAAAUAAUUACUAAUGCAUAAACAAGUAUGCAGCAUUUUAAUGUCAUGGUGGAGCUAAUUUAAACUACUUUAUAUUCUGUUGGAUAGUUAACAUUCACCUGUUUUGCAUUGAAAAAUGGGAUUUGAAAGCUAAUUAAUAUAGAUUUUGUUAAUAGAAUUUUUUUACUCUGUGGCAUUGCUACUUAUUUUGUCGGUAAAAGUACUUCUUCUACUUGGCCUACUUGUUUAUGAUGCAGUGCAUUUUUUUAGACUACAAACCUCAGAGCCCUUCAACACAGCGCCCCCUCGCGACACUGAUCAGUAUUUUCCCGGGUUGCUCCUGCCUCUUUAACAAAUGGGCGGCGCUUGGACGCACGUGACGUAUUUGCAUCCAAUGACAGACAGCGAAACACAAAACCGGUUCGAACCGGUUUCGUUCUUAUAUUUCAGCGUAUAAACUACAAAAAACAUUCGUUUGCAUUAUACAUUCGCCAUUUUACGCAGCGACUGGUCGGUUGUUGUGUGUUAUCUCUGCGCGAGAAAAAAAAAAAAAAAAAAAAAACGAUUCAAUUUGUUGUGCUCUCUGUCCACUUCCUAUCAACAACAUGGGCAAAUCGAAGGCUGUCCGCCCUGAGGAAAGACGAUUUUCCAAGCGGCUGGCUGCUGUGAACCCUCCCAGAGUGCUGGAGGUUAAGAAGAAACCUGCUGUAAAAAAGGCAAUCAAAGCAAAGAAGACCAAACUAGCUGAAAAUGGGAACGCCAAGGCUGAGGAGCCAAAGGCCGAAGCCGCUGAAGCCAAAUGAAUAACAGUUGAUGUGCUCACUCUGUGUACUUGGUGAUUGUACAGUUUUAAAUUAGUAUUUUUUACCAAGUUUUAUAUUACAAAUGUCAUUUAUAUGUUUGUUUGGGCUUGCACUUGUAACAAAAGUUUGUUGUCACAUUCAUAUCCAUUUUAUAUCCAUUUAAAAAUGAUUACCGUCCAUAUCUCGUAGACGUGGCAUUUUUAGUUUGUCUAAUCCUAUUUUAUUUUUUUUUGUUGUUUUUUUUAAACUGCUGAGUAAUAGAUAUUUUCCACCAAGUUGGAAUUGGAAUCUAAUUUUAAACAUUAUGAGGCAGCUAAAGCAUAUUGUUAAAAUUUGAGGGAAAAUAGGAAUUUUGCCUUUUAUCUCCUUGUAUUUGAAUGUCAAACUAAUAAGAAAUUGCUUACCAAAUGUUUUUGAAACACUGUACGUUGAAACAAGUUCCAAUCAGUGAAAACACCACAAAAAAAAUCCUGUUAUUAGGUGAAAAAGAUUGAUGCAUCCCAAAAACAUGUACGACGUCAACCUGGUCAUCUGAUGAAAAGUCCCGUUAAGUUAUGUUUCUCUCCUGACUGAAGCUUUUCUGACUUUAAUGGCUGAUCUAAAUGUUCUUGAAUAAAAAUUGUCAAAAUGUU
Anarrhichthys ocellatus (wolf-eel) is the source of this 3672-nucleotide messenger RNA. It is a transcript of the gene dhdds, whose product is annotated as dehydrodolichyl diphosphate synthase. Gene Ontology annotation, molecular function: ditrans,polycis-polyprenyl diphosphate synthase [(2E,6E)-farnesyl diphosphate specific] activity. NCBI's taxonomy places the organism in Eukaryota, Metazoa, Chordata, Actinopteri, Perciformes, Anarhichadidae. Gene Ontology annotation, biological process: polyprenol biosynthetic process. The record is from RefSeq and is a predicted model, not a curated record. The coding region runs from base 41 to 1096 and encodes 351 amino acids. The transcript has 14 exons. Gene Ontology annotation, cellular component: dehydrodolichyl diphosphate synthase complex; endoplasmic reticulum.